Conger conger (European conger) is the source of this 743-nucleotide messenger RNA. RefSeq names its product NK2 transcription factor related, locus 9 (Drosophila) (gene nkx2-9). Gene Ontology annotation, molecular function: DNA-binding transcription factor activity, RNA polymerase II-specific; RNA polymerase II cis-regulatory region sequence-specific DNA binding. Bases 1 to 672 code for a protein of 223 amino acids. Gene Ontology annotation, biological process: regulation of transcription by RNA polymerase II; cell differentiation. The record is from RefSeq and is a predicted model, not a curated record. Lineage: Eukaryota; Metazoa; Chordata; Actinopteri; Anguilliformes; Congridae. Gene Ontology annotation, cellular component: nucleus. The transcript has 2 exons.
AUGGCUAUUUCUGCUAAAAUCAGCUUCACCGUGAGGAGUAUUUUGGAUUUGCCUGAGCAUGACGCCGACACGGUACCUCAGCGCUCUCCAAUGCUCUCCUGCUCCGGAGGCAGCUACUCGUCCUGGCUGGAAAGCGACAGGGGCCACUGCCUGUCCUCUGACGAAAGUAGCCCGGAGACAUUACCGGAUUCCACCAAGAAAUCGGAGCCUUCCUCAGAAUGCGAGGCAGAGGAGAAGAGGAAGAAACGUCGCGUGCUGUUUUCCAAGGCCCAGACCUUCGAGCUCGAGAGACGCUUCAGGCAGCAGCGCUACCUGUCAGCGCCGGAGCGCGAGCACCUCGCCCAUCUCCUCAGCCUCACCCCAACGCAGGUGAAGAUCUGGUUCCAGAACCACAGGUACAAGAUGAAGAGAGCUCGGUCGGAGGGACCCCAGGACGCCAAUCACCCCACCGUGGUGCGUCGAGUCGUGGUACCCAUCCUGGUUCGAGACGGCAAGCCGUAUACCUGCAUUAUCGACCCAGACAAAACCGGCUGUAGCAUCCCGUUGGUAGCGUCCGCUGCAUCUUUCAACAGCCACGGGUACCAGUCUUUUCAGCAAUCGCCACUUGCGCUGUUUCCCAGAUACCAGCACUUAACAGCCCCAGUGGCCUCAAGACACCACUGGGCUUGGUGAAACAGACUUUGUGAACAUUUGCGUGUUGUACGCACACUACGGACUAUUAAAAAACUAUUCACAACGAAGAU